This is a messenger RNA of Triticum urartu, 595 nucleotides long. The record is from RefSeq and is a predicted model, not a curated record. NCBI's taxonomy places the organism in Eukaryota, Viridiplantae, Streptophyta, Magnoliopsida, Poales, Poaceae.
CUCCCUUCCCACUCUCCCCCCUCCGUCGGCUCCUCCGAUGGCGGCCACGCCUCACUCGGUCACCACCCUCGACGACGUGGAGCAGCUGCUGUUGUCCUCCCAGAGGUCCAUGGAGAAGGGGGAGGAUGUCCCAUGCUGCCAACUCAAGCCGGACGCGGCCAUCAACGCCGCCGUCAAGCUCAAGGCCAUGGUUGACUCCGGCGCCGUCCGCCUCGUCAACCCGCGGAUGCUGGCCAACAAGCUGCAGGCCAAGGCCUCCGUGGAAGAAGGGAUCCAGGACUUGAUCGACCGGACGCCGUUCUCGCCCCGGGAGAUGCAGGCGCUGGACGAGAGCAUCGCCAUGCUCAAGAACAGGCUCCAGACCCCCUACGCGGUCGCCUACCCGGAGUCCAUGGUGACUGGUGAGCCAGCUCCCCCCCUCCCCCUCUAUUGCUGCUAAUUAUUUACUGAUAAAAAACUGCUAAAAUUUGGUUGCUUGGCAGAGUACGUGGUAUCAGGUUACUCACUGACUAUAGAGUGGACCGAUAGAGUAUGUAAGCUACUCUAGUAGGAGUAUCAUUUAUCAGUUGUGAUUUGGUUGUAGUUUAUCCUAUGU